Messenger RNA from Miscanthus lutarioriparius, 330 nucleotides. NCBI's taxonomy places the organism in Eukaryota, Viridiplantae, Streptophyta, Magnoliopsida, Poales, Poaceae. The record is from the annotation of a GenBank genome assembly.
AUGCUAAGCUCCCGGUGGUCCGGUGGAGUUGGAGGGACAGGAAGGAAGGAGGGUCUGUGCCGGCCGAGUGGAGUGGGGAACGCGUGGCAGCCCCCAAUGGCACUUGAGUCGGAUGACGGUGGCGGUGGCGGAGCGAAGAGGCGGCGGGUGGAUGAGCAAGGUCGCCAGCGCACGCAGGUGGCGGCGGGGCCAGAGUCCGCCUCGGUGGUCCACCUCUCGGAGCUGCCGGAGGACCUGCGGCGGCGCAUCCUCACCCGCCUUCCGCUCAAGGACGCCAUCCGCUCGGGGGCGCUCGCGCAGGGGUGGCGCGACCUCUGGAAGAGCCGCUAG